CGAUUAGGGUCACCUGAAAAGAGAUUUCGUAAGCUCUCUCCUGCGACAGGUUAUUGAUCCGCUCAUCCAUACCAAAGCCUCGUGCCGCGUUAAACGCUGUGCACGCCGGCGUUGCCUCUCUGUAAUCUCAUCGAUAAACUCCUGGAAUGAAGACAUGGAAUUGGAUGUGUGGGAUGCGAGAUCGGAGGAAAAGUUAAUGGCGAUAGACUGCCUUGAGAAAGAAAAAAAUGAUGUAGAUAACAGGCUGAGGUUAAAGUUGAGAAACUUGAACGGGGCUAGGGUAGGUAGGAAAGUGUACUUUGUUUCCCAAAGAGGAAAGAGCCACCAGUGGCUCGACUGUUCUUUCCAAUUUAAAGGCCCAACUGUUAUGCAUAUUAUGCUACCUAAGGCUAGCCUGUACUAUACACCAUAUUAUUUGAUUAUAACUUUGCCUCUCUUCACAGGCAGCUCUAUCGUCAUGUCUAUCGUGAGUCAUUAGUCGUACAGGGUACCCCUGCGAGCAUAUGGCGGUUCGUUUCUUCGUGCCUCCAAUUAGGCACCGAUAAAGCCCAACCUCUAGGAACAAAAGAUGUACUAAAGCAGAACGUGAAGCAAUAUCAAGUAAUAUAGAGAC
Molecule: messenger RNA, 613 nt
Organism: Aspergillus versicolor CBS 583.65
Lineage: Eukaryota; Fungi; Ascomycota; Eurotiomycetes; Eurotiales; Aspergillaceae
Exons: 1
Coding region: 155-478 (107 amino acids)
Source: RefSeq, a predicted model, not a curated record